UAAUGUCGUUGAUCUCAAUGCAGCAAGGUUCCGGUGAUUCGGUGAGUGUGCUCUUUUCAAACAUGGAGAGGUUAUUUGUUUGAAAUAAUAUGUGCGACUUAGGGAACCGGGGUGUUGUCGCGUCAGUAAGUGUGUUAAGUGGGUGUGUGUUCCUUUACAACGUUUGGGGACCGAUUCUCCUUCUUACGGUUUCGCUGUUUCUGACUAUUUACGCGUGCUAUUCUCUGAUCACUAGCGACAGUUUGUUCUCGCCGCACGCGUUCCUUCUAUUCGAUUAUUGCAAACACGUAACUCUUGAAGUUCGCGCAAGCAUCGAGAAUAUCGUUGGCCACGUUUCUCAGUACGCUCGUACACUUUGGGAGACCGGGAGUCGUCGUUUUCGUGAACUAAACCUAACCAAAACUAAGAUGGAAAGAUGUCGUGGUGCCCAUUAUCAGCUCAGCAGUGACCCUUAUCCAAAUAGAAGAAACUCUUCGAACUUUGCGUCCAUAUCGCAGCUCAGUCCGAUUUUACGAACAGCGCAGAAUUCUGACGCCAACGACGCUAAACCGGAAAGUAAAACGUACCGUAAUUCUGAUUAUUCGUCGUACGAUCGCAACCUCUUUAACAAGCAUUCCUCGACGCCGAUAUUCCCGCGAAACAAAGAGGAAUUUGAGAACGAAGCGGACGAAUCUGUGUCAUCCGGUCAAGCGAUAUGGAAGAGAACGUCUCCUUAUUCGCAGAAUCAUACAUUGUCGCAAGGUGAAAACACAAUGUAUUACACUAUGGAGGGGUCGCCGUGGGGUACCAACAUCGGUCCAAAAGUACAAUCGAAAACCAGUUCUGUAGAAACUGGUCGAGCAGUUUCCGGACCUUUAUCGACAUCGACUAGAUACAAUAUAGAUCCCAGAGUGUACAACGACGUGACUUCCCCAGGACUUACGGGUCGAUUAACGAAAUACGCGGCAGAAGCGAAUAACACGUUAAGUCAUCAGGCUCGAUAUCGCAUAGGAGAGUUUCCAAAAGUCAAUCUUCAAGCUAGUUCGGUUCCCUUGAUAAACCCAAAAAUUGUAAAGACGAGAACGCCUAUGAUCGUUAGAGUAGCUUCACCGGACGCUGUUCGCUGUUCCCCGCCGGGGAAGCAGAAAAUUUUAACGGAUUUAUGCGACAUGGACAGCGGCUGUUCCUCUCUCAGCGUUGUUCAGACUUUAAGAGAUAUAUCGUUGAAGAGACACGCGUCGAGAGAAGAUGUAGCUGCCGAUUUAGCGAAAAAGCAACGAACUGGUGGUUUCGCUGCGAACGAAUUUGAAAUGCAAGACGAGACGAAACAGAAGAGAAGCAGAGAGGACUCGUCGAAAUCGGAGGAAGAGAUUUCGCCGCAAAAUAAAACCGUCAGACCCACGAAACGAACCAAAACACCGUCUUGUUACGAUAUCCUGAACUCAUUUAGCUCUAGUAAACACGUUGCUUCCGGCGUUAAAAGGAAAGCUGGAGAUCUUUCACGAAGCGGAACGCCAGACUUUGAGAAACAUUUCAAAUCCUUGGAGUGCGUACAGAGCAGCGGCGCGCAAACGUUACCGGAAGUACAGAAUAUAAACGUGAAACAUCGUAAUCACGAGACUAUGGAAAAGAAACAUUCGGAUGCGUGCAGCCCUUACGACAAGUUACAAGAGCAGGCACCGUUGAAGGGAAUUCUGAAGACGAGUGCUGAAAGUGUAGAGAUCAACUCGCAUAAUGACGUUAACGCGAAACAUAGAAACGUAUAUAAUGGAAAGGAUCAAUCCACCGGGUCAGACACCUCCAUGGAGUCGACGACGUUGACAAACAAACUGUUUAUGAGAGCAGAACCGGAAAGAAACGAGAAGUUACGAAUGCUGGUCGAAGAGCAAGGUAACAUCAGAGCGAAAUUCACUACAGAUGAUGUAGAAGAGAUAAAGAUGGAAGAUAUAGCGGACAUGAGGCAGACCAGUAUGAAGGCGAGGCUGCAAAGCAUGUUCGACGCUAUAUCUGGCAAAGCAUCCAGUAAAAUUAAUCCGGACGUCGUGAUUCAAGCGGAAGAAUUGAACACGGUGAAAUCUGUCUCGUGUCCCGUAACUUGCGCGACCCUAAAUUCUUCGACGACUACGACAAACGUUAACACCACGCCAAUCUCCACGUCAGCCUUGGCGCUCAGUCCUGGCAGCAGCGAGUCCCAUUCAAAGUCCCCGAAACACGUAGCAUUUAAUUUACCGACAAAACAAAUGUCAACGAAUUCCACCGCUUUGGUUAGCAGCACUACUUGCGAGACAAAAAUCGACGACACGAACAAGUCGAACUCGACGAUCGAUACGUCUGGAAUCACAUUUCCAUCUACGUCCACGAUCACGCCGGUUCCAACCGAUUCGAAUAUAAACGUGACAAGCUCGGAUCCGAUCGUGGCGAAGAAUGUCGAGUUUGGCAAGUCCCCUUCAGUGACAGCGACAAAUGCUUCGUCGCUUGGAACCUUUACGUUUGGCGCCGCUUAUCCGAGCAACAAUGUCUCCGUACCAGCUACCAGCUUACUCGCCACGUCUACAUCUACUCCGUCGACGAGUCUUUUUGGAAACGUUAGCAAUCCUGCUCCAAAACCUGCUUCCACGUCUGCUACUUACGGGACACUAGACAUGAAGAACGAAACUAAUCGAAACAAUUCGAUGCUUGGUUUGAAAGCUACCGGAAGCGUUCCAUCGAGUUCGACUCCAAUGCUUGGAGGUAUAACGUCCGUUUCCACGCCUUUGAUCGCCACGACUGUCCAGAAAGACAAAGAGCAAACCACAGAAACGUCGUUCGUUAGUGUCGGUGGGAGCACAAUGGCAACGAACUGCACCGCUGGUGCAGUUCCGACUGGACUGCAGCAAGUGACCGCCAGCAGCGCCACCACCACUGCAGCUCCGAUGUUUGCCUUUGGAAGUAAAAGUAGCAACGCGCCAACGUCGAAAACUGAGACCAGUUUAUUCGGGAACCCGGGAGGAAAUUCUGUUCAAAGUAACAGUACGUUUGGAAGUCUGACGCGUCCGCAACAACUAUCGAUCAUUGGUAACGCGACAACGAGUACCAGUUGCACAUCGUCUCAAAGCACUCCUGCACCGAACAUCGUGACCAGCAUCGCGUUCAAUUCAAAUGCAAAAACUACAGCACCGGCGACCUUUGGAUCGUCGUCGGCGUUCACGUUCGUUCCAAGUAGCUUGUCCCCGGCCAGCAGUAAACCCGGAUUUAAUUUCGCGGGUACAGCGCCCUCUGCAACCAAUCGAACGACAGGAGCAUUCGGUACAACAGUAUUCGCUGCCGGGAACAACGUGUCGACUCCAACAUUCGGAACAUCGUCGGCCAGCAGCGCUCGACAGUUCAAUUCGAGCGCUACUCCGAUAUUCGGGAACGCGUUGACCGCGUCUACAGCGCCAACCUCGUCGAUAUUCGGAACUACCAACAGCCAGCCAAUCUUCGGUACCGCUUCGAGCUUGAACACGAUCGGGGCCGGUUCGUUCGCUCCUCCGAAGACCACAGCCACAGCUAUAUUUGGCUCCAUCGGUGGUUCGACCACGUCAGGAUCGACGUCCACCAGUUCGACGCCAGCUUUCUCGACUAUCACCGGUAGAUCUACUUCCGGAACAACGAACACGACAUCCAUGCCGAUCUUCGCCUCUGGCGCGAAUAUAUCCGCGUCGGGAGCAACCGGGACGAGCAGCUACUUGUUCUCGAACGCAAAUUCGACGACCUCGACGCCGACGCCGGCGUUCGGCGCCGCGAGCAACAUUUUCGGGCAAACGGAACCCGCGGCUACGAAUUUCAAGAGCACCGUUGGAGUGUUCGGAAACAACGCCACGACGUUGUUCGGAUCGCAGACGACAACAGCGCCACCGUUCGGCGGCACUUCGAACGUUUCGAGCAACACGACACCGGUUUUCAGCAACGCUACCGUUCCCAGCUUCGGUGCACAGAUCACCACGUCCUCGAGCUUCGGCGGAGCUCAAAGCAACGCGGCGUCCGCGCAGAGCCCCGCGUCGCAGACAUUUGGCGCCAAAAGUUCCAUAUUCGGCGCCAACAAUGUCACGGUGACUCCUGUUUUCGGCGCUUCGAGCAACGAGGCCUUCAAUUCCGCCGCGCCUAACAGUUUCGGCGAUCAGAACGCCACGAGCGGUACGUUUGCCGGCACCAAACCUUCGCCGUUUGGUGCUCAAACUUCAGCGUUUGGCGCUCCUAAUUCGUCCACCGCUGCAUUUGGAACCGGCAAUGCUGCCAACACCGCAGCCAAUAACACCACCAGUAUAUUCACCUUCGGAGCAAAUCAAAAUUCACCGCAACAAAAUCUCAACACCACCUUCUCUUUUGCCAGCAACAGCAACGCGAACAACAAUGCCGUUGCAUCCACGUCUGCACCUUUCCAAUUCUCCGCGACAACAUCGAAACCAGCUACAGGAUUCAAUUUCUCCGCGCCGUCGUCGACACCGUCCAUCAAUUUCGGGACGACGAACGUUCCGAUGUUCAACGCACCGACGCCUGGAAUAUUCAGCAUCGGAAGCGGCUCCACCGCGCCAAGGACCAGAAACGUUCGGACGAGGAAACCGAGAUGAUGGAGAAUGUAAAACUUUGUCAGCUUUCGCUCGUGGAACGUUUUUCAUUCUUACGCUUCUAUUCGCUCGGCAUUCGAUACCGCGGAACGUCGCAAUCAGCUAAUCCGGCGAGCGUCCGAAUCCGAUUUUCGUACCAAGGAAUUUAAUGGAUAAAAAAAAAAAACGUGUCGAGUAUUAUUGUUUAAAAUCGAUGCACCCACUCAGCCAAGGACCGGUCAACGUUUCGAAAUACAAUUUUUUGCCAUUGUUAAAUGUGUCCAUCUUGUACAUACAAAAACGUUACUGCAGAUUUCUAUCUACUGUUGUUUUCAAAUCUGCUCAAGUUAAGUUAUAACAACGAAAAAAAUGAACAAUGUAAAAAAGCAAAAAAAAAAGAAAUGAAUGGUUACGUGAAAUCACGGUGUGGCCGUUUUACCUACGAAAAUCAAGUUAAAAUGUUCGUCCAUCGAAUCGCCGAAUAAUCGAAAGCAAACUUAUCCUUGUUCGUUAAUUUUUAUAUUAAGUUGUAUUCGUGAAUCGUCGAGCAGGUAACUUUUAUUUAGGGAGAUCGAUGUAUUCUGUUAAUCAUGUAAGGGUGCGCGCGAUAAAUUUCUGUUUGUAAAUUUUCGUUGGUCGUUCGAUCGGAUGUGUUUAAAGGCUAAAAAUAAUAUCGAUAGUGACAAAGUUGGUUCGAUUGAUCUGAACAGCCGCGUGUCGUUUUUAAUUAAGAUUAAUGCGAUCGAAAUUAUGACUUUUUUUUCUUUUCCCAUGUCGUAGUUGUUUCAGGUUAAAAAAAAUUAGACACGUUUAUCUUGUAUGUAGGAAAAUAUGUAUGUACGUGGAAAUUAUUAAUUACUCGUUUCGUACUUUCGAUGUAGGAAGCUACAGAGCAGCAAAAAUAUUUGUUUUUCGACGAGCUUACGACAUUAACAUCGAAUGAGAACGCAAGUCCGAAGAGCGGAAUAUUUCCGACCAAAUUAAUUCCGUUUGAUUUUUAAAUACACGAGGGAAACGUUGAAAUUAAAGCAAAACGGACGAGAGCGUGCGGUUAGCCAAAGCACAUUGUAAAGAUACACAAUUAUUUUUUUCUACGUUACAACGAGGCCAGGUGUAUUCCCGAGAGAUUGUAAAGUUAUCGCCAGAAAUAACGAA
Messenger RNA from Colletes gigas, 5699 nucleotides. RefSeq names its product mucin-3A-like. The transcript has 5 exons. NCBI's taxonomy places the organism in Eukaryota, Metazoa, Arthropoda, Insecta, Hymenoptera, Colletidae. The record is from RefSeq and is a predicted model, not a curated record. Bases 90 to 4568 code for a protein of 1492 amino acids.